This is a messenger RNA of Panonychus citri (citrus red mite), 2758 nucleotides long. RefSeq names its product leucine-rich repeat-containing protein 4C-like. Lineage: Eukaryota; Metazoa; Arthropoda; Arachnida; Trombidiformes; Tetranychidae. Gene Ontology annotation, cellular component: plasma membrane. The coding region runs from base 566 to 2350 and encodes 594 amino acids. Gene Ontology annotation, molecular function: protein binding. The record is from RefSeq and is a predicted model, not a curated record. The transcript has a single exon.
UUGUUGGAAAAGAAAAUGUUUUCAUCUCGACAAGAAAUUAGAAUGGAUGUUAUUCGAUCCAAGAGAUGGCGCUCAUGUUGAAAUUCUUUUCAAAUGUUCUCCGAAAGGAAAUCAGUUGAUUUUUUUUCUUUGUCUCGUUAACAUCAAACUGUUUUUUCUUCUUCUCUUUCAUCUCUUUUGGUCUUUUUGUCGGUUUAUUUCUAGUUUUUUCUUCUUCUUCUUUUCUUCCAAUGUGAUAGACUGUUGAUUAGAAUUAAGAAAAAGUUCUUUUUUCAAAAUUGAUUAGUUUCAUCUCUUCGCAAAUGUGAUGUGACUCAUUCUUUUCUUUUUGGUUUAUAUACUUUGGAUUAUAAUUGAAAAAUAGAUCAUGUCAAUUUCUUGUGUUCCAUUACUUGGAUUAUCUUUUUGGUCCAAAGACCUUGUUGGCCAUUAGUGUUUUCUUUUCUAACUCCACCUUUAACCCCAUAGUGUGUGUGACUCUUUAUCUCUCUCUCUCUCUCGCUCUUCAUCUUCAUCUUAUCUUCUUGUUUCUUUUACGUUUUAAAUUUGAACGUUUAAAAAGAAAAUGAGGAAAUUGUGCUUAAUCCAUUUACUUUUUUCCUCAUUUUUAAUUGUUCCUUGUUUAUCAAAUAAAACCAAUUGCCCAGAGAUGUGUGAAUGUAUCUGGCGCGGUGGUAAAAUAACUGCCGAAUGCACUGGCGGUGGACUAAUUGCUGUUCCUCAAGGAGUAUCUCAUACAAUUCAAGUGUUGAAUAUUUCGAAUAACAAUUUUCAAACCUUACCUUCCAAAGUGUUCCAAGAAAGAGGAUUAACCAAUUUACAGAAAAUUUAUCUCUCCAAUUGUAAAAUUGGUAGAAUUUUUCCCGACGCCUUCAUUCAACUAACCAAUCUUGUUGAAUUAGAUUUAAGCUUAAAUGUGCUAACCAAUGUUCCCUCCGAACCAUUAAGAUUUAUCAAUAGGCUGCGUCGAGCUAUUUUUCAUGCCAAUCCAAUACAAAUUAUUGGUGAGGGCAGUUUUACCGGUUUAACUCAUCUUGUCCAUCUUGAUUUGUCUAAUUGUCAAAUUGAUACAAUAGCCCCUGGAGCCUUUAAAGAGCUUAUCGCUCUGGAACAAUUGAAAUUGGAAGGUAAUAGAAUAACCAGUUUACCCUCGGAUAGUUUUGAAAAUCUUCCUCUAUCCAAUAUUGGACUUCACCAGAAUCCAUGGAAUUGUGAUUGUUCAUUAAGACCAAUCUUAGAAUGGUUAGGCAAAUCAAAAUUAACACCCAACGUGCCACCAACUUGUUCACGUCCGUCCAAAUUGAAGGGUUUAAUGUGGAACUCAUUGGCUUUAGCUGAUUUCGCAUGUCCCCCUGUAUUUAAAGUUGGUGAUACUGAGCUUAAAACAACAAUUGGAACCAAUUUAUCACUUAUUUGUACAGUUGAAUCAUCACCAUUGGCUAAAGUUUAUUGGUCAUAUGAAGAUCUUGACAAUACAACCAAUACAACAUUACUUUAUAUUAGUGAAAAUGAUAAAUAUAAAGUUUCAGAAGAUACAACUCAUGAUUCAAUCUCAUCUACGUUGAUUGUGCCUAAUGUUGAUUCUGUUGACGCCCGACGACACUUUCUUUGUACUGCCGAGAAUCAAGCUGAUUCAACUACCAAAAAUUUCACCAUCGCUAUUGUUUCCGCACCUUUAGCCAACUUUAGUGAUUGGUCAAGAGUGGAAAUCGCUGGAGCAAUAAUUGCCUUCCUUUUAGGUCUAAUUCUUACCUUAGUUAUGGUCGCAAUUUGGCUAAUGAAGAGUAAAAAAGAAUCUUCUUCUUCGGUUAAAAAGCAAGAAAUUAAAUCAACAACAAUUGGCAGCCCAAUCAACAAUAAAUCUGAUGGUGGAAACAAUGGUUCAAUUAACAAUAGUCCAGUUUUAUUAUACAAAAAUUAUGAGAAUUAUGAAAAUUUUGCUUAUCAUCAACAAUUUAUAAAUCAACAGCAACAUGUUUCACCUCCACUUCAAUUAUUGGAUCAACAACAUCAACAAUCACAACUUUUUGAUCCUCAAUCACAAUUUACAUCAAUGAAUCACCAGCAACAACAACAACAACAUCCACACCUUCAAUUAAUUGAUAAUCAACAUGCUCACCUACAAUUACUGGACCAACAACAGCAAGGACAACAUUGUCAAAUACAAUUAAUUGAUCCUCAACAACAACAACAACCACAUCCUCAGAUUGAAAUGAUGGGUCAACAACAUCAUCCACAACCUCAUCAAUUUCAUCAUUACACCUACAUUGGUCAAGAAUCUUUCCGUUACUCACCUGAUGAAGGUUAUGCUGAAGACCAAGUUUAUAUUUCGGAAGGAACUGAAGUCUAGUUAAUUAAUCAAAUUUAAAUCAACUUAGAAAAAAAAAACUCUUUUGUUUAUCUGUGAAACCUCACCAAGUGAACUUUUCUCAUUGUGUAAAUCUCAUUUUUCACCAUCAUCAUGAUAAUCAUAAAUCACCCCCACCACCACAAUCGACCACCAGCAUUAUCACAAUCAUUUUCAUCUUCAUCUUCACCCAUCAUCAUCAUCAUCAUCUUCAUCAUCCAACACACACUCUCUCUCUCUCCCUUAGAUAUUUCAAUAUGGAAAAAUCUCUCAUAUCUUUAGAUGAACUUAAAGACAGAUGAUAAUUUUUAUUUAAUUUCUGAUAAAAUUUUUGUAUGAUUAAGAUAAUUUCGAGACGCAAGUCCGAGUCUCAUUUGUAAUAUUUAAUUAAAACCAAUUACGAACCAAAAA